ACACACUCUAUAACGCUUAGUACUCAACCCCGAGAACAUUUGUAUUCACUGGCCGCUCCGAACCAGAUACCUGAACGCUUAUUGAUAACGAAAUAUUUACAAAAUACUUCCGGGUUUGAAAUUAUCUACGCAUUGAGAAAAAAGGUUGUUUCGGGUAAAUGGAUUAUAAAUAAGAGUUCUGAACACAGGUGUGGAGUUAAAAAUACAAUCGACGGAAGACAUUCAGAACGGCCUGAAUUAACAGAAUUAAAGAACUGUUCCAUCAUGGUCAUCCCAUCCUGCGUGUACCGUUUGUUAGCUCAUAAUGAAAAACCAACAGAAACUCUUACGGCUCGUGAUCCAUCUGCAAAAGUGACGGUGUUUGGGCACGUGCGGGGAAGAGCGAAAAAAACACAAUUUAUUUCCACUUCAGCCAGUCUGAAAGCUUGCAAAGUGUUCUUAAAAAAGGCAAAAGCAAAGAAAAAUCGAAAGUACAUUAUCGUUGAAAUUAACCUGGUAGAGCUGUGCAAAAUGAGAAAAGACAUAAAUAUCAUUGAUCUUACAGACAAUGCUGUUUUAAAUAAGCAUAUUUCAGCUAAUCCCAACAGUCCUACAAGAGGAUAUAGGUACAAUGUAAGAAAAUGGGCAACGGAUACUGAAGAAAUAUUAUUACAUGUGUGCGAAAUUCCGUCUAUGUAUAUGAAUGUAGUGAUACCAGAUUCACAUAGUAUGAAUAGUGGGCAUGACUGUGUCAAAUCGGAUGAUGAAAGCAACUCUGAAAAUUGCAGCUCUGAUGAUUCAGAUGAUGAGGAUGAUGAGGAUGAUUUAAAUGAAAUAGAUAAAGAUUGCAACUUCUAUGACUUAAGUGAGCACGAUCAAGAUGUAAUGAUAGACUACCAAGCAAGGCACUGUGGCGACUAUGAGCCAUGCAGUGAGUCUGAUAACGAGGAUAAUUAUAGCGACUAUGAGCCAGACUAUGAUUCCUAUAACGAGAAUAACUGUAGCGACUAUGAGCCAGACUAUGAUUCCUAUAACGAGAAUAACUGUAGCGACUAUGAGCCAGACUAUGAUUCCUAUAACGAGGAUAACUGUGACGACUAUGAGCCAGACUAUGAUUCCUAUAACGAGAAUAACUGUAGCGACUAUGAGCCAGACUAUGAUUCCUAUAACGAGGAUAACUGUGACGACUAUGAGCCAGACUAUGAUUCCUAUAACGAGAAUAACUGUAGCGACUAUGAGCAAGACAUUGAUUCCUAUAACGAGGAUAACCGUGACGACUAUGAGUGAGAUCAUGAUUUUUAACGAGAAUAUCUGUGGUGACUAUGGGUCAGACUACGACUAUUCUAACAAGGAAACACUGUGAUUCUUUUAACAAGAAUAACUGUGGCGGCUUUGAUUAUUGUAGCGAGGAUAACUGUAGCGCUUUAUAGCAGACGACGACUCUUUAUGUCGAGGUUUUCUGUGGCGACUAUGGACACAUCAAUGAUUUAUUUAAUGAGGAUAUUUGGAACAACUAUUAAAUUCAUAAUAUGAGUGAAGAUGAGAAUUUAGUAGGUGUUACCUUUCAUGCGUACCUAAUGCUCCUUUAUUUUAACUGAAGUAUAGGUAACAAACCAAUUUAAACUUUAAAUGCGUAUCGUGUUUCCUACACUCUCCACCUUUAGAUUCAAGCCUACUCACUUCAAACAGAAUACCGCGUACCAUUCUACUUAGUCAUAUUCAUUCAUGUAACUUAGUCGGAUUCGGUAUGUACUCUUUUUUAACUAUUAUGUCAUUGAAAUCUGAGAUAUUUGUCUUAUUGUUGUAAUAUUUACUAUUUGUAUUAAUGCAACGACAAUUUAAAACGGUUAUAGUUUAUCAAUUACUUCAACAGUAGUAUUUGUCUGCAAACAUUGACCAUGAUAAUGUAGUUCUACCAUUCAAUGUAAUUUAGGUAUUUAGAUAUCUCACUCCUAGCGUGCAACUCUCUUUACUCACUCAUCCUAUCGUUGAACAUGAAACUGAUGAAAUAAUUUGAUUGUAUGAAUAAACUUAUGUACCAAUUAACUGUCAUUAUAUUUUUAUAUUCUGAGAUUUCGGUGUAACUAAAUGUUUAGAUUUACAAUGUACACAUUACUGGAUGUUAAAAAUUUAAACAAUUUACAUUAUACUAUGAAAUAUUAUUCAUUACCUUACCGUAGAAAAUGAUAGAUACAAUUACCGAAAACCAAAAUGUUUUUGUGUUUUCACUAUAAACCGCACCGAUAUAGCACAUGUUAAUAAAAGGUAUGUUGAAAGAAAUAAUACGUAAAAUAUCAAUAUCAAUGGACUUUAUGUUUAAGGUGGUGGGGUAUGUUGCUUCCCCUACAUUUAUAUU
Messenger RNA from Mya arenaria, 2335 nucleotides. RefSeq lists its product as uncharacterized. NCBI's taxonomy places the organism in Eukaryota, Metazoa, Mollusca, Bivalvia, Myida, Myidae. The transcript has 2 exons. The record is from RefSeq and is a predicted model, not a curated record. Bases 265 to 1266 code for a protein of 333 amino acids.